AUGCAAAAAUAAAGCAGAUAAAAUACUUAGACAGCAUUUUAUUCUCCUUAACCUGGAAUAAGUUCGCCCCAACCUUUGAGAUAGAUUAUAUCUCCAGGGAUUUAUGGUCCUCGCAAUUCGUAAAAUUUUCUUAUUGAUUCAUAUACUACGAAGCACCAAGAUUAGGAUUCUGAUAGGCUGUUAGGCUCAUCUCUUAGAUUUAAUAUGCUGAAAGAUAGUCAUUAGUAAAUCGAGAAGGAAAUAUCAGUGCUUAAAUCGAAUCUACUUUAGAGUAGGAUGAGUGGUGAUAACUUUUAAUUUUCAACACAGCCUUUGGACAAAUUGUUAAAACGCAUGGAUGACAAGGGCACUCGCAAAACUGAAUAAAUAAGGUAUGACCCACCUUUGACGUAUAGGGCGGAUGAUUUGCUGACUGAAAUUCUUUAAGAGCUGUCAAUCAUAUCAAUUAAUGCCAAGAAAUUAAUAAAUUAGCGAUCUUCACAAAAACUAUAAAUGCAGGUACUCAAAGAUAUCAGAGAGAUUAUUAUGGGAUGGAACAAUAUGCACAACAUAAUCAAUCAAAUUUGUUAAGCGGCACAAAUUUCUAUUCAUCAACUCAACAAUACAAACAUCAAUCAAUUAUUCAAGAAGGAUGAACUCAAUAAACUCUACUCAUUGGUUGAGAAACAUCAAAACAGUUAUCCUCAAUCUUUUGAAUAGCUGUAUUAAAUAAUUGCUAGCAGUCUCUAGAGCAGAGAGUAAGAUCAUAAUAAAAUUAUUGAAAUCAAUACUCAAUUACGUUAGUAAGAAAUUUAGAAUAAAGACUUGAAUAUAAAAAAUAAAAACUUAUUUGCAGUAAUCACUAAGUUAGAGGCUAAAGUAAAUAAACUGUAAAAUAAAAAACAAUAAUUAGAAUUUUCAAAUAAGUAAUUUUCUAAUUAAUUGUAAAAUUCUCAAAGGCCUCAAGAUGUUUAUUCAGAUAAUGAUAGAUUUAAACAAAAGAAUCCUAUGGUGGAAUCACAAUCAAGUCUUGACUCUAAGAGCAAUCAGAAUAAAUUAAUAGAAAUUUAGAUGAACUAAUUUUAAGAACUUUUGGUAGAAAAGGACAACGAAAUAAUGAAUUUAAAAUAACAAAUUGAGGAAUAAAACGAAAUUAUAUAGAAUCAGUUAAAAAAAGUUAAAUAAUUCGAAAACGAAAAUAAAUUACUUAAACUCCAAUUCUCCAAAGCUGUUGAAAACUAAAAGCAAUGUAACUAUAUUCUAAUUAGUUAGUACAGAAAUAAAAAACUGAAGUAAAUUCUGAGUAUAAAAAUUAUAAAGAUGAUUCAAGUUAAAAGUUGAAAUCCCUAAGUUAAGAAAUAGUUGAUCUCAAAUAAAAACAGAAUAUGUAUUUAUAAUUUUCUAUCCUCUACUUAGACACAGCUCUAGAGAUUAUACCUCUGAAGUCGAACAACUCAAUUAAUAAAUAUCCAAACUCAAGGCUGAAAAGGAGGAGAAAGAAAGAGAAAAUGGAUAGAAUCAACUAAAAUUACAGGAUAUAAAAUAAAAAUACAAUGAUCUAAAGCAAUCUUACUAAGAACUCUUUGACUAAUAUUAGCGAGAUCAAUUGAUGAAUAAAUAAAUUGUUCAAUCCCUAUAGACACAAAAAGAGGACUUCGAAAAUAGAAAUUCAGAACAAUAAAUACUCUUCCAAUUAGAUCUUGCAUCUUAAUAAGAAUUAGAAACCUAACAGCAAUUGAUUAAACAAUUGGAGAACGAUUUAUAAUAAGCUUAAAUCGCAUACAAGUAAUAGGAAGUUAAAUUGUUAAAUUAUGAGGAAGAAAUAAACAAUCUAAAGAAUUAAAUCAAAAGGCUUGAGCAGGAACACACAGAAUAGCUUCAUAUUUUGGAUAACACAAUACAAAGUAAGGAUUAAAUAAUCUAAUAAUAUGAAAGUAAUAGUAGGAUAUUGAAUGACACUCCUGAACAACUCAGAAGCAAAAGUGUAGAGUAGACAACUAUUUAAGGUCAUUUGAAAUCAUAGAUUGAUUCUUUGAAUAAGAGUUUGUCUAAUUUUGAGUAAUAGAUAAGAGAUUUAACAAAGGUUAACAAUGAGUAAUAAGAUUAAAUUACUAGUAAGGAUAAGAUGUUAAAAAAUAAGACUUAAGAAAUUACAUAAUUGUAAUAAUAGGUAAAGGAUCUUCAAGGGUUGAAUUAAAAGAUAUAAGUUCAGGAAAGGGCAAUCCAUCACCAUGAGAAACAAGUAUCUACUCUUAAUUAGACCAUUUCAAAGUUAUAGGAAUCUUUGAAUUUCAAGGAUUAAAUCAUAUAAGGGAAGUAACAUGAAAUAGAAAUGUUAUAGAAUUAGAAGAAAGAUCAUGUAUAGUAGUAAAAGCAGUAAAGCCUUUUAUUUGAAUAAUAACAUCAAAAAUUGAAGCUUGAAAAUUAAGAAUUGUAGAAUAAGUUAAAAAAAUUAGAAGAAUAAAUGGUGUUAAAAUAAAAAGAGGAAGUAGCUAUUACUGAUUAACAAGGAAUUUAUUAAAAUCAAAUUUACUAAUUGGAAUUGUCGAUAAAAAAAAUGAAGUAAGAUUUUGAGGAUGAAAAAAAGUAAUAAGUUGAUAAAAUACAACGAUUGACAUUGGAAUUAGAGGAAACUGAGAAAUUGUAAAUUUUGUUGAAUCAAAAAUAAAUAUUGCUUGAAAAUACUUAAAAUAGAGCCAAUGAUGUAGAAUCUGAAUUAAGUUCUGCCCAAGAUUUAAUUUAAUAACUGGAGACCAGAAUUUCAGAUUUGCAGAGAGAAAUUUAAAUAGAAAGAUAGAACUUUUUAAAGGAAAAUCAAUUAAAAAUUGAAGAGUUAAACUCACAACAUUAAGAAAAUGAAGAGCUUAUGACAAUAAAUUAAGAUCUGACUUAAAAGAAUAUUUAACUAUCAGAUUAAAUUGACAAAUUAUAAUAAAAUUAAAGUGAUAACUAAUCACGUCUUCAAUAAGAAAUUGAAAUUCUUAAAACUGCAGAAAAUCACAAUAGAGAAAUUCUUAAGAAACAAGAAUUAUAAAUUUAGGAAUUGAAUUCUUAAAUAUAAUAAUAAAUUUAAUCAUAGGAUCUAGCCAAUAAAGAGAAGAUCAAGCUCUCAUAAAUGUUGAAUGAAUAGUUGAAUUCAAUAACAGAUUUGAAUAAACAACUAGCAAUUACUAAUAUCAAAAAUGAUUAGCAACUUGAAGAAACUAAGGCAUAAUUUAGUUCAGAAUUGGUUGUAAGAGAAACAGAACUAAUUAAGAAUGUGAUUUAGUAAUCUUCAGAAACUCAGAAGUUACUGACUUAGAUAGGUAAUUUAAUAGAAUAAUCAGAUAAAUUCAAAUAAACUAUUGAAAAACUGGAGUUGAAACUUGGAGAAUCAGAAUAAAAAUAUUAAAUUCUUUCUGAAUAAUAAAAGGCUUAGGAUAUAUAAUCAUUAUAACAAUUUUAAAAUUAGAUUGAAUAAUUAAAUUAAUUGUCUUAGCAACAAGAAUUCAAAAUAUCAAAUCUAUCAAAUGAACUUAAUGAAAAAUCACUAGAUUUAUAGACUUAGCUUCUACAUAAUCAAAUUAAAGAAUAAGAUCUAAAUAAUUAGCAAGUGUAGAUAAAUAAUUUGAAUAAGUAGAUAACAAAUUUUGAAAAUUUGAAUAAUGAGUUAAAAUAAUAAAUUUAGAGUUUGGAUUAAAGAGUAUAAAAUGAUCAGCAUUAGAUAUAGAAUUUAGAAUAAAUAAUAAAUGAAUAGGAAUAAAAGAAAUAGUUGCAAGAAUCCAAGAUUAAUGAAAUACAAUCAUUAUUGAAUAAAGAAUAGGAAAGAUGUUCCAAAUUAAGAGAUGAUUUGACAGAAAGAUCCAAUCUAAUUGAUUAAUAGGUGAAUGAAAUUAAAUAAAUGAAAAUUGAGAAUAAUCGUUUAAAUGAUCUCAAACUUGAGUUAGAGAAGAAUUUAGAGGCUAAAGAAAUUAUAAUAACAAAUAAUACUGAUAUUAUUAAUGAUUUAGAUUAAACGAUUAAAAAAAAAAACUUAGAAUUAAAUGAAAAGGAAAAUAAGCUUUUGUAACAAAGUAAGGAGAUGGAAAAAAUAAACAAUAAGAUACAAUAAUUGCAAUCACAAAAUACUAUGCUUGAGAGUUAAAUUCAAGAAAAGACAUAGAGCGUUUAGUAAAUUUAACAAGAAUUAAGUACUUUGCAACAUUCACAUCACGAAUUAGAGUAAAAUAAUAAGAAAUUUUAAUUGUAAAUUAAUCAAGAUGCACAGAACUACAGUUAAUUAAAUCAGAAAUAUCAUGAAUCUUAAGAGAGAAUAACUACUUUGAAUAACGAGAUACUAGAAUUGAAAAAAAACAAUAAAGAAUUAGUUGAAAAUCAAGUUUAAAUCACGAAUAAAAAUGAAGCAAAUUAAGCAUAAAAUAAACUUAUAGCAUCUUUAUAAGAGUAGAUAAAUCAUCUAGAAUAGAAAAUAUAAUAACUAGAAAGUGAUCUGAAAGUGAAGGAAGAUCAAAUGACACAUUCUAUAUAAGAAAGUUAAGCCUAAGAAUAAAAGUUGUUGUAAUAAAAUAAUUAACUGAGUUAAGAUCAUGAUGAGUUGAUGGCAUAAUAAAAGACAGACUACGAGAAAAUUAAAGAACAGAAUAAUCAAUUAUCUUUAUCGGCUAAUUCUUAAUAGUUAGAGAUAUAACAAUUAAAAUUAGAAUUAUAAUAAGAAAUUGAAAGUAAAUCAGAAUUGAAUACGAAAAAAAUAGAGCUAGAUAAUAAGGUAGCACUUUUGAAUGAAAAUUUAGCAUAAAAAGAAUAAUCACAAUAGCAAUUAGAUUAAUAAUUAAAGGACUCAGAAGCCCUGCUAUCAAAAGAACAAAAAAGGUUGAAUAUUUAAAUUGAAAAUUUAAAUUCAUAAAUUUCGGCUUUGAGGAAGCAACUAGAGCAAUAGAAGGAAACCUUAGUUUAGAAAGAGAUAGAUAUAGCCGGUUAUAGUAAGAGGGAAAAUGAAGCCAUGAAAUUGUUCGCAGAUAAAGAUGGUGAAAUUUUAGCAUUGUAAAAUGAAAUUGAGGCCUUAAAAGACUAGGAGAACAGUAUUUAAAGUCGAAAGGAUAAUGAAGGAAUUAAACAUCUAUCAUAAAAGGAUACGGAGAUUUAGAAUUUAAAAAGUGAACUUGAAAAUAUGAGAAAUCAAAAUUCUAUAAGAGAAAAUGAGCACUUCAAAUUAAUUGAAGAAAAAAAUCAAGAAAUAUCAUAGUUAAAGAGUUAAAAUUCUGUUUUAACGAAUGCAGUUGAAACAAAAUAAAUUGAGAUUACUAAAUUAUAGACUGAUUCAAAUCAAAGUUAAUUCGUAUUAAAUGAAAUAAAGGCAUUAUUUAAUUAAGAUAAUAUAUUAGACUAUUUAAGAUAAUUUAAAUCUCAACAUGAGAAGUAAUGUGAGAGAAAGUUUACUUAUUAUUAAUGUUUAUAGUCUUUAAUGGAUGAGUAUCUAAGAAAUUAAUAGGCUGUAUUUUAUGCUUAGAAUUAUGUAAUAAAUUGACAUCAUUUUUAGCUUAAAUUAUCCCAAUAGGAGCAGAACAGUUUGUUGGCAUACCAAAAGGAUAUUUAAUUAAUGAAGGCUAAGUUGCCAAUAAAAACAGCUUUGAGUAAUAUCAAAGAAGAGAAAAAUGAAGAUUUAAGUUUUUCAUCGAAUGAACAUUAGGUGGAAAUCAAUGAGAAUGACAUCAGUGGGUUUAUUGGUGAUAUUGAUAUAUCUGCUAUUGUGAAUAACGAUAAAAAUAAGAAAGAAGUAAGUGACAUUAAUUAUUCUUUAGAAUUCAACUUCAAAUAAGUAAUAACUUUCACAUACUGAAGAAGUUAAUAUUUUGAAAUCAAAAUUAGAGGCAGCCAAUGAUGAAAAUGUGAAAAUUAUUGCCAAGUUUUAAACUUUGUUAGAAAGAAUAGCUGCAAAGGAAGAAUAGAUGUUGCAAUUAAAUAAUUUGGCCAGAGAUGUAAUUAUUAAGAUGUAUCAUAGUACAAACAUAAGAUGAUGGCUAUGCAAAAGACUGCUGUUGAUCCUCAAGCUAUUCAUGCUAAGGCUCAUUUACGAGAUUGUUUGAAGAAGUUUUUAACAGCUUGUGGGCCCAAAAACUUAAAUUAUGAUUUAGCAGAGGCCAUACUUAAUACAUUGUUUUAAUUUUUGGAAUUCUCAGAAAAAGAAAAGGAAGAAAUUCUGGAUGAAUUAGCAGUAAAACCUGCUGAUAAAAAGAAGGGGAUUGUUUAGAUAUUGUUUAAGAAAUGA
Molecule: messenger RNA, 6223 nt
Organism: Paramecium octaurelia
Lineage: Eukaryota; Ciliophora; Oligohymenophorea; Peniculida; Parameciidae
Source: the annotation of a GenBank genome assembly